AUGGAGCAUGCCGGACCCAAAGGCCCUUCUCAGGGCCACACAAAUGUGACUCCCGCGCGCAGUUCGCGCCCGCGCAUAGUUACGCGCACUGGCCGCGAUGGAGUAGCCCGGUCGAGCUCUGCUCCCGGGCGCCCCUCCCGCCCCUUCUGGACGCAACCCCGUCAAUGGGGAUUACCUGAGGCCGCCGCCGCAGAGGACGUGCCUGACCCGGACCAGGAAGUAUCACCACGCACCGCAUUCCUGUCGGAUGCCGUGCUGAUCGACCGGUUCGUGUCGUCGGGCCUCCUGUCGCGCAAGCUGCGCGGCUGGUUGGCCUCUUACAUUGAAAUGAGACGAGGCGACCUGGCGCGCAUACCGCCGGGCUGCUUGGAGGAGCCAUCGCCGGAGGAUGAACAGGUUUUGUUGGCAAAACUUGCCACCCUCCCGAUCCCUCCGGGCAAGCCACGGGCGAGGCGCCGUCGCCUCCUCAGCAGCGACGAGGAGGAGGAGCAGGUCGAGGCGGCACAGGCCAAGCGGCCUUGCCAGACUCCCGCCCUCCUUCCCGCUACCACCACCACCACCACCACGGACUUCGAGAGCAUGGACACGACCGCAGCCACACCCGCUCCGCCCACCUAUGCGGCGGUAAGUGCAGGCGCCGUCGUGCCACCACUCCACCCACGCGAUCCACGCCGCCCCCGCCGUAUCAACGUGGAGGCCGCCGAGGAGCCGCAACCGGGCCCGUCCGGCAUGCAGCGCGCCAGUGCGCCUGCGCAGCCGACCGCCCCCACACCGAGGGCGACAGCAGCGCCACCUAGCGCUGCCGCCCCCGCAUCCACCGCUGCUACAACGGCGCCACCUAGCGGCGCGCCGAAAACACCCCGCUACCCGCCUAUCGUGGUUGAGUCGCUCCCAAAUUGGGCGACUCACCUACGUAACAUCACCGCCUCGCUGGGGCGACAGGUAAGCGCGCGCGCCUACGGGACCGGCGUGCGCUUCUCGCCUCAGGACGAGGUGGAAUACCGGGCGGUGGACAGGUACCUGCGCCGCAUUCAGGAGGAGGGAGUUGAGAUAUCCUGGUUCUCCUACUCCCCUGAAUCGGAGCGCAGUGUGAAGGUCGCCGUCCGUGGCCUUCCCGUCAACACCACGCCCGAGGAGCUCAUGACCGCGCUGCGCGACCGGGGAUAUGACCCCGAGUUCGCGCGGCCCAUCCGCGCCCGGAAAGGGCGCCCCGGAUGCAUAUUCUUGGUCAUACUAAGAAAGACCGAGAACCUCACGCCGGGCAUAUAUGCAGUCAAAGAGCUGCUGUACAUGCCCGGCGUCACCAUAGAAGCGUGGCGCUCCAAGCGGGGCCCCGCGCAAUGCCACAGGUGCCAGGGCUUCCGGCACUCGUCGCACAAUUGCCACAGGCCGCUUGCCUGUGUGCGUUGCGGAGAGAGCCACGCGACCGCGGACUGCCCGCGGCCAAGAGACGCCCCCGCCAUCUGCGCAAAUUGCGCGGGACCACACCCCGCCAACCACUCCUCUUGCCCGGUGCUGCGGCGCGAGGCCCGCAAUAAAAAGGCGGGCCCGAUAGCGCGCACCACGACCACACAGCAGCAGCCGCAGCAGCCGCGCGCCGCACCGAAUGUGCGGCCUAGCGCGCCGGCGGCGCCACCCGCGCCCGUAGAGCCGGUGCCUCGUGGAGAGGCCCCCUCCACCGGUCUUAUGGCGGCGGCGAACAACGCCCCCGCAACCACAUCCGCAAGAAGAAACCGAAGGGGGCGCAGCGGUAAGAAACGUUCCCGCACGCAGCCCCCUCGGACCGCUACCGCCUCCGUGCUCCCUGCCGGCCCGCCCGCGCACAUUCCGCAGGCGCCGGCGCAUGCGCAGCAGCGCCAGCCCGAGCGCACACGAGCGCAGCCGCCGACCUCCGCUCGGGUAACUUCGGCGCAACGAUCGCAGCCGAACUUACCCGAACCCGCCCGAGUACAAACCUCGACACAGCUCGGCCCAGCAUCGGCACAGCUCGACCCAGCCAAGCGGACUGCGAUGCGAGUGGCGUGCCAGGUGCUCCAGAGCAUGCUGGCCGCGCUGGAGGAAGGCGCCGACCCGAUCCCCAUCAUCAUGCAGGGCCUGCUGACUCUCGCUCAACAGUGA
Molecule: messenger RNA, 2118 nt
Organism: Colias croceus (clouded yellow)
Lineage: Eukaryota; Metazoa; Arthropoda; Insecta; Lepidoptera; Pieridae
Exons: 1
Coding region: 1-2118 (705 amino acids)
Source: RefSeq, a predicted model, not a curated record